Messenger RNA from Nicotiana attenuata, 1319 nucleotides. RefSeq names its product histidine decarboxylase-like. Gene Ontology annotation, molecular function: pyridoxal phosphate binding; carboxy-lyase activity. Lineage: Eukaryota; Viridiplantae; Streptophyta; Magnoliopsida; Solanales; Solanaceae. Bases 38 to 874 code for a protein of 278 amino acids. The transcript has 3 exons. Gene Ontology annotation, biological process: carboxylic acid metabolic process. The record is from RefSeq and is a predicted model, not a curated record.
AAAAGACUCUCACUACUCGGUAUUCAAAGCUGCAAGAAUGUAUAGAAUGGAUUCGGAAACGAUCAACACAUUAGUAAAUGGGGAGAUGGAUUAUUCAGACCUAAGAGAAAAGUUGCUUCAAAAUAAGGACAAACCAGCUAUUAUAAAUGUUACAAUUGGAACUACCUUCAAAGGAGCUGUUGAUGACCUUGAUAUUAUUUUUCUAACACUCAAAGAUUGUGGCUAUUCACAAGAUAUGUUUUACAUCCAUUGUGAUGCAGCACUAAGUGGGUUUAUUGUCCCCUUUAUAAACAAUAUGAUAAGCUUCAAGAAGCCAAUUGGAAGCUUCACGAUUUCUGGUCACAAGUUUUUGGGAUGUCCAAUGCCUUGUGGUGUCCAAAUAACAAGAAAAUCCUACAUCAAUAACCUCUCAAGAAAUGUGGAGUACAUCGCUUCUGUGGAUGCCACUAUUUCUGGAAGUCGUAACGGUUUAACUCCAAUUUUUCUAUGGUAUAGUCUGAGCGCUAAAGGUCAAAUUGGGCUACAAAAAGAUGUUAAAAGAUGCCUCGACAAUGCCAAAUAUUUGAAAGAUCGUCUUCAGCAAGAAGGGAUAAGUGUCAUGCUAAACGAGCUUAGCAUCAUAGUUGUAAUUGAGAGGCCUCGUGACCAUGAAUUUGUCCGUCGUUGGCAACUUUCAUGCAUGAAAGAUAUGGCACAUGUUAUUGUAAUGCCAGGUAUCACCAGGGAAACGCUGGAAAAUUUCGUCAAUGAUCUAGUGCAACAAAGAAAAUUGUGGUACCAAGAUGGAAGAGUUGCGCCCCAAUGUAUUGCAGAUGAUAUUGGUGCUCAAAAUUGCUCAUGCUCUUAUCAUAAAAUUGACUAUAUUAUUUCUUAGAAGGCCACGAAGAAAAGAUCAACUCCAACUUGGAUUGCAAUUACAGAGCUCUAAAUUUGUUGUCAUCAAGCGGGUGAUGACAAAAUACAAGAUCAACUCGAACUGCCGUACAAGUGUACAACCUUUAAAAACGAGUUUUUUUAAAAAAGUUUUUACCCCACUUUAAUUCCUUCGUGACUCAAACAGUCAAACCUAUAACCUAGCUCAGAAUGGAGAUAGAAGAGGGUGUUUACCUCUUGAACAAUCUUCUCUUGUCACAAAAUAUAAGUAAAUUCUUCACAAAAAUAUACUCUUUCUCCUACAAUUUACAACUUAUGUCAUAUGUGUACUGAUCAAUUGCGAUAGAAAUUAGCUCGAAUUGUCAAAAAACAUAUAACGAGAUAAAAUGCUUCACACCCAACAAUGUGGGACUCUAACGACAUUAUUAGUUUUUCUAAUAUGGUUA